AUGUCCCUCGGAGCCCAGCUAGCCAUGCCCGGCUUGUUGCUGUUUGGGCUUUGUUUUCCGCUGAGUUGUUGGCUGUUGGUGAUGUUUGCGCCGGCUGUCGAUACACCCCGAGUUGUGGGGUGUCUAGGGUUUUGGUUUGACUUUUAUGGACCCCACAGAAAGGGUUGGGAGGGUUUGCGUUUUGCUGCUGCUGCUGCAUGCAUUGCUGCUGCGCUGCUGCUGCAGCAAGUGUCCCCCCUUGCUGUGUCUUUGGCCCUCAUCUCUGGCUACAGCGUUUUGGUCCUUUUCCUCAAACCCUACGGCACUGAACUCGUCGAGCCCUGGAUUCUUUUCAAACAACAAGUGGGGCCCCACACUUUCCUUAAAAUCCCCAAAUCUCUUUACGCUCGAGAAGUUUCUCUUUGCCUCUUUUUAGUGGUGGCCAUGCAACUCCACUUCUUCACUCUUCUCACCAGCGGAACCACUGCGGUGCGCGAGGCUGGUGAUGGAGGUGAUGGUGGUGCUGUUCUUUUCAACUGGCAAGUUGAUCUUAUUAGGUCGGGCGAGCUGGAGAGCAUCUUGGAGACUCCGGAAACCCUAAACCCUAAACCCUCGCAUCGAUUUACAAAAAAAGAAGAAAAGUUUUUUGCUGCUGCAGUUCAAUUAUCUCCUUUUCCUGCUGAAGCCCUCGCGCAGCUUUUAGCAGCAGCAGCACUUUCAGAAAAAGCCAACUUCGACAUUUUAGAUGCUGCAGACUUCCUUUUCCAAGAAGGCCACAUAGAGCUGCAGGGCCAAACCCUUUUCUGCGGUUUGCCGCGAAUUGCUGCGAUGUAUUCGGAUUUAACUUUUGACAUUUCCACAAGUGAACAAUUUGCUGCUGAGCUGCAGCAGCUUUUCAAGAAAGUUGCGGCCACUCUGGGCAUCGAGCAGCAGGUGGAGGCUCGUGUGUCUGCUGCUGCUCGAAUAAAGGACUUGUACGGCUCGCGAAAGGCAGCGAAAGUGGAGGGCGCAGCAGCAGCAGCAGCAGCAGCGCUGCAGCGAGCAGCAGCAGCAGCAGCAGCAGCAGCAGCAGGAGACAUGAAGCCUUGGGAAAAGAUCUGGGGAGUUGAGACAGAAGCAGAUAUUGCCAUGAAGUGGCUGCAGCACCAAAUGCAGCCAGCAGCACAAAACCCUGGCCUGCUCAGGGCCGAGUUUGUUGCUGUCUUCCCAGAAGCAGGUCCUGUGGAGCAGCAGCACGGGCUGAUUGAAGUGCCGCCCUCGCCUAGAGAUCCGCCCGGCUUCUUCAGGAGGGUUUGGCACUACAUUGCGGGAGAGCCGCCGCCGCCGCCCCCGAAGAAAGUGGCGGACCCCCUUGAGGUGUCUAUACACCCCACCAACGCUGUUGAAUACCUGUGA
This is a messenger RNA of Eimeria necatrix, 1374 nucleotides long. RefSeq lists its product as hypothetical. The coding region runs from base 1 to 1374 and encodes 457 amino acids. The record is from RefSeq and is a predicted model, not a curated record. The transcript has 9 exons. NCBI's taxonomy places the organism in Eukaryota, Apicomplexa, Conoidasida, Eucoccidiorida, Eimeriidae.